Pseudophryne corroboree (corroboree frog) is the source of this 3493-nucleotide messenger RNA. It is a transcript of the gene CABP1, whose product is annotated as calcium binding protein 1. Gene Ontology annotation, biological process: visual perception; regulation of voltage-gated calcium channel activity. Bases 530 to 1789 code for a protein of 419 amino acids. The record is from RefSeq and is a predicted model, not a curated record. NCBI's taxonomy places the organism in Eukaryota, Metazoa, Chordata, Amphibia, Anura, Myobatrachidae. The transcript is spliced from 6 exons. Gene Ontology annotation, molecular function: calcium ion binding; calcium channel regulator activity. Gene Ontology annotation, cellular component: cytoplasm.
CUGUAGCGCCAGCCCUGACCUGGCGAAGCGAUGGAGGGGACUUAACGAGCGGUGAGUGACAGUCCCGCCGUUAAUACAUCAGGGAGGCAGCAAAAAGGUAUAGGCACAGCGCUCAGGACGAAGCGGGACCAUGCACAAUGUUAAUUCGUUAAAGUGCCACAUCAUACAUCGUGAUGAUGCGGUACCAGCAGCAGUUAGCGUGCGCUAUUUGCUGAAUGCACAUAGCGCCCCAUCAUACAUCUGCCCCAAAGUUACACGUGACACUCCUCUCCUUCCUUGUUUAUUGUCUCCAUCUAAUUCUCACCACAGUGCCAGCCUAUUGUAGUGUGCUACCCACCACCUUUCUCCCUCCUCCGGCCCGCCCCUCCCUCCUCUGUACAGCCACCGCCUCCUCCCAUUCACGCUGUGUGCUGGAGCAGUGGAGCUGUCCCCGGCACUGUGGUGCUGAGCAGCCGGGCUCGGUGUAACAUCAGCUGCUCCCUCUGUGCUCUCAGCAGCCUAUGGCAGGAAGCGAGCAGGGUGCACAGGCAUGAGCGAGCCCAGCAGCUCCCUGCUCAGUGCGGAGGAGACCCGGAGACCUCAUCAUAGAUACCAGCUGCCCCAUGAGGCUGAUCCAAGCUUCAGGAGGCCUCUCUGUCACCCCCGGGAUAGUGCUCUGGCAGGGGGAAGGAGACGUCAGUCCCCACGGGCCACCGAGAGCCCCCCAAUAAUGAGAAGACUUCCUGAGCAAGAGGGAGGCAGGAGAAUCAGGCACCCCAGUAACCCACAUUAUCAUCAGUACACCGAUAAUCACCAUCGGCACCCAUCCAUUUACUCCCAGUAUCCUUCUAGUAACUACCAGUCCAGCAGCCCACCUCUGGAUCACCACAGUCGUAUUCAGCAUCACCCCAAUUACCAAAGUCAUCACCAGCAUACCCCCACUCACCACCCUCACCAUGGUCAUCCCCAAAGCACCCAUGUCCCCGGACACAUGAUGCCACCCGGUCACAGGCAGUCUCCCAGCCCCAAGCAGCAAUCCCCUAGCCCCAGACACCAUGAACACAGUCACAGGCAACAGCAGCCCAGCCAUAGGGACUACCCAGCUAGUUCCAGAGAGCACACACCGAGCCCCAAACAGAUCAUCUCUCCUAGUCACAGGCAGCAGCCAGAGAGCAGCCACGAGCAGAGGGCAAGGAGGAAGGAGCCUGGGAAGGGUCCAGAAGCUGCCACCACCCAGCAGCCUGCAGCCAAUGACCUUCCCCCGACCAAGAGCAGCGACAGUGACCCUGAGCCGGACUCCGAGCCCCUGUUUGUGGAACUGCACCCCAUCCUCAGCUCUGUGUUUGGACAGGACAGAGAGCUACGUCCAGAAGAGAUUGAAGAACUUAGGGAAGCCUUUAAGGAGUUUGACAAAGACAAAGAUGGAUACAUCAGCUGCAAGGACCUAGGCGAUUGUAUGAGGACCAUGGGAUACAUGCCAACGGAGAUGGAGUUAAUAGAACUGUCUCAACAAAUCAAUAUGAACCUUGGAGGACAUGUGGACUUUGAUGAUUUUGUGGAGCUUAUGGGUCCUAAGCUUCUUGCAGAGACAGCUGAUAUGAUUGGUGUGAAGGAGCUUCGUGAUGCCUUCAAGGAGUUUGACACCAACGGGGAUGGAGAGAUCAGUACAACUGAAUUACGGGAGGCCAUGAAAAAGCUGCUUGGACAACAGGUUGGUCACAGGGACAUUGAAGAUAUAAUUCGUGAUGUUGAUCUCAAUGGAGAUGGACAAGUGGACUUUGAAGAGUUUGUCCGUAUGAUGUCUCGCUGAGUUCUGGGGAGGUAGCAUCUAUGACACCCAUCUGAUCUGAAUGCACCUUUUUGGUGAAGCUGUGACUUAGUCCACCCAGUAAAGUCAUGGACUUGGCAGGGCAGUGUCCACAACAGCCAUAUUGUCCCUACCCUGGAGGUGCUGUGCCCAUGCCGCUUCUCAGUAUUUUUAUUAUGGGAUAAAGCAUUCUUCCUGUUACUCCUGCUGCUCUGACUCAUUAUGUGCCAUCCCACACCUAUAAAUGUGAUACCCUGCAUGGGGCAACUUUCUGACUGUUGGGUGGCAUAAAGGAGCCUACAGACUGAUGUGAAAGACAACCCUGUGUGUGCAUGAACUGGCACCCUUCAUGUGACUUAUCUCAUAGAGGAUUUGUGCAAUAAUAGAAUAGAGUUUUCUUCCCGGAAUUUUCAGGAUGUCUAAUAUUCAUCAAUAAUCUUGUGGACUAACAGUGAAAGAAAAAUGUGAUGUGUAGAAUUCAGCUAUGAGCAGAGAUAUGGAUACACUGGGGUUCUCUACACUCAUCCAACCAAAUAGUCACCUUAGAAUCAUCUGAUGAUCUAAGAAAAAAGGAAAAUAAGCAAUUUAGCAGUUGACGGGUAUUUAAUAGCAUGAUGAAUAAUAAUGCUAAAGGUAGAACACAUUAUAGAGGGGGGGGGGGGGUCAGAAGGCACAACAUGGUUCUACCACAUUUCCUUCGCAGGUAAACUAAUCAUAUGACACUAGGCAUAUAGUAGAUAGCUGUGACCAUAGGACACCAAAGCUAAGGUGUUUCUGUAGCUGAAUAAACCAAACCAAGACAUCUAAGUUCUUUAUUCACAACCAGAAUCUGAGAUUUUUAAAUAUCAUUAAUUAUACUGUCUCCUGACAAAAGAGUCAAUAUCAUUUCUCUCAAUGGUUUUUGAGAUCAUAAAGGUUCCCUGCUUCAUGAAAUAAGACAGUGUAACCUUCAGCCUUGAACAGGCCAUUCACAUUACCAAGAUGUCCACCACAGUUCUCAGGGUAGUUUGUGUCUUUAGUAUGUGAGAGACAAGGAAAACGUGGUAAAUUGUUGCCCCUAUUAUGCUUACAGACACUUAUAUUACAGAAGGAAUUGCAUGUUACAUAUUGUACAUGACUUCCGGGUUUCGUUAUCCUAGUCGUUCCGUUAUACUUCCUCCUGCACUACUUACCUUUAUAUUAUACUUGUACUUUGAAUACUGUGUGUAUGUAUAUUUAUGUGUUUUGUGUCUUAUGAUGAACGUAUUCAUUUACCCAUCCAGUAUUCUACUUGAUUUAAUGGUUUUAAUGGUCUGGUUUUAAAAAAACCAACAGUGCCAACUGCAUCGUUAAUGGUCCAAUGCAAUCAUAUCUGUGUAUUGUAUGUGCAUGCAUCUUUUACCUUGUACUCCCUUCACAUUUAUGCUUUACGGCUGUAACUGCACUGAUGCACACAAACACAUCAACAUUGUAUAGCACAAGUUCUUUUCCCAAGUGAUUUGGCGAAAUACAUAUUAUAUUCCGUUACAAUUCAUGGAAAUUGUGUCUCUGUAACUCUCACCAGCCAUCACAAAGAUUUUCUUUUUCUUUUUUUUUUAAACCAAAUUUUUUUUUUGCUGAAAUGUCAUUUCAAAUCCUUCAUUAAAAUAGUUGGUCUGUAUAUAGUAUGUUGCUGUUAAUACAAUGCAUUAAAAGAAGUAAAACAAAAUAAAUUGUUAUAUAAACAAA